CAAUAAAAUCAUCUCAUAUCUAAUCUAUAUGUAGCUAUAAAUAUAUAGAGCUCAUUUUUAAAGGCAUCACCUAUGUUUAUACUAUACAUAUACCUAUACUUAUAAAUACAUGGAAGAAACCCUAGCUAAUGAUAAUACUCAUGAUUCUCGCCACCACUCCUCCACCGUGGACACCUCUCGUCCCUUUCGCUCUGUCAAAGAAGCCGUCGCAAUCUUUGGAGAACGUAUUCUUGCGGGUGAAAUAUACUCUUUAACUCCUUCACCAAAUUUCUCUAAUAACAGCUAUCAUUUGCCACAACAAAAUGAAUACCAAGAACAAUACGUAAAAAAUGAGGUGAUUAGUACAAGUAAUGUGCAUUACUCUCCUAAUUCACCAUUAUUAUCAUCAUCAGAUGAUAAUAAUAGUAAUGAUAAUAGGAAUUCGAUGAUAAUGGAGGCAGUGAAGAGAUUAGAGAGGGAGUUGGAGGUAACAAAGGCCGAGUUGAAGGUGUUGAGGGAGAGAGAACAGGAGACUGAGGUGGCGGUGGCUUCACUCAAUGCCGAGCUCCAUAAGAACAUGUCAAAGAUGGCGGCGGUUGAGGCAGCAAAAGCAGCUGCGGCGGGGACAAGUGCAGAGGAAGAGAGAAUAAGAAGAGAGUUGGUAAGGAGAAUGGAGAAGAAUCCUACUUUGGCUCAAAUAUUAAGCUUAGGGCAUGAUCAUGAUCAAUAUGGAAAAAGAAAAAGAAGUAGUACCAAUAAGAAGAAAAUCAAGCCUAUUGUUCCUCUUGUUGGAGAUUUAUUUUCAAAGAAAAAAUAUUAAUUUAUUUUUAUAUACAUUGUUCAUAGUUUUUCUCACUCAUUUUUUGUUUUUAUUAUUUGUUGUGUAUCUUUCAUAUUAAUUUGUUUUGUGUUCUAUUCCAUAUUUCAAACACUUUCAAGUGAUGUAAAAUCUUGUUUGUGAAUGUAUAUGUGUAAUUCUUUAUUCACGGUGAGCUUACCUUCUUUUCUUUGUUCACUUUUGAGUUUUGAGUGUAACUUUGUUGAAUUAAUAUGUAAAGUUUCUAUACUUAUUUAUUGAUGUUAAUCUUACCUUGGUUACUAUACA
This is a messenger RNA of Cannabis sativa, 1084 nucleotides long. RefSeq names its product WEB family protein At1g75720. The coding region runs from base 110 to 799 and encodes 229 amino acids. The record is from RefSeq and is a predicted model, not a curated record. The transcript has a single exon. NCBI's taxonomy places the organism in Eukaryota, Viridiplantae, Streptophyta, Magnoliopsida, Rosales, Cannabaceae.